Haliotis rubra (blacklip abalone) is the source of this 3482-nucleotide messenger RNA. Its product is annotated as signaling mucin MSB2-like. Bases 25 to 2631 code for a protein of 868 amino acids. The transcript has 2 exons. NCBI's taxonomy places the organism in Eukaryota, Metazoa, Mollusca, Gastropoda, Lepetellida, Haliotidae. The record is from RefSeq and is a predicted model, not a curated record.
GGUCAAGCAUACAUUGCGACAGCCAUGGAACCUCCUGACCCAAGAGAUAAAUUUUAUCAGCUCUUAGAAAUUGAUAAAUCUAAAGCAGGCAAAAACCAUCAAGAAAAGAGGUAUAUUGACAAGGAAUUGUACGAUAAAACUAUUCAAGCUGUUGAAUCUCGAAAAUAUGAGCGCUGUCCGACAGGUGAUGCCCAUUUUAAAGACUGGGCUAAGGGAUUUUCAGUUAAGUCUGGAUUAGAUGGUGUCAAAGUUCUUUUGUCGAAUCCGGACAAAUUGAUAGAAAAACGAAGAAAGCAAGAGAUCCAGCGAAGAAAUAGACAAAGAAGAAGAACGGAAAGUGAACAAGAGGAAGAAGAUCUCGAUAAUGGGAGGAAGAGGCCCAAGAAGGAGACGAAGGAGCUGCCAGUUCUCAUCAAAGAAAACUAUUUUGACGAGAUUUUCAAAUGUCACCAGGAGGCCAAGCAUAGUAAAGAGGGGACAUGGAGGCUGGUGAAGGACCGUUGGUGUAUGGUGACAAAGCAGAUAAUAACCCGAUUCUGCCAGACAUGCCUGACCUGCAACAUCACCCAGAAGAAGAGGACUUUCCAGGAUCCCUCUACCUCAGACUGCUCUGCAGCAAAGAGAGCAUGUGCGCCCACUGUCGCCGAUACUGAGGCGUCAUGGUCAAGUUUCAGUUCAUCUCAGACUGAUGAAACUCUGCCGGUGAUUUCACCCGAGGUCAUUUCAGGCUGGAACCAGUACACACCAAGGACAUCUGAGGUCUUGCCAGAAUUUCUGGAAACCUUCACUGGCCAUUCUCAGAACUUACCAUCUGAUUUACAGAGAGUGGAUCUGCAGACUCUGGACUCAAUGUCAGCUACUUCAAGUUCCUUUGGACACCCAAGCUUGUCAGCUCCAUCUUUCUCAGUCAGUCCCAGUUACAGAGAUACAAGAGGCACACAGAUGCAUCAGCGGGUUUCCUGCUCAAGCGUUGAUUCAUCAGGUUCCUCAUCAUCCUUUUAUCACCAAGAAACACAUGGGUUUCUUGUCCAGAAUUCACCAAUACCCUCCUCAAUGAUUCAGACUACAGCCAAUCCGAAUCUGACACGGAGUAGAUCACAAGGAACGAAAACAUCCCAGGGACUUUCAACACAUUUUGGACAACUUGAGACAUGUGAAUCCACAGUUCGUAAUCCAGUAGAAUCCACAAAUGUAGGAUUUUCAAGUCCUCUCAUGACAGCAGUGCCAGGUCUGGGAAGGGAUGCUAAUGUCAGAUCACACGUACCCACUCUGACAUUUCCAUCUGAGGCAGAAUCCAUGGUAUUAUUAGCCUCCAGUCCAACAUUGACCGCUUCUUCAUCAAUGACUCAGAGAUGGGUAGCCAGUAUCCAGUCAGAUAUGACCGACAUGUCCACAGCUGCACUUCCUCUUCAAGGUGAAAUGAGAUCCAGAGAGUUGAUGCAACUGGUUGACAGUUCCUCCUUGUCCUCAUCCUCAUGUCAGAGACUCGAUCCACCCACUCCGCACACGAUGGGCAUGUCAACAAUGAUUCUUCCUUCUCAAGACAAAAACGCAUCUAAGGAAUUGAUUCCCACCGGCCCUGUUAUGAGAGCAACCUCUACAGAGACUCAGGGUUGGGUGGAUCCAACUCAAACACAAACUGCCCUUAUACCACAAAUACCUCAAACAGGAGCCAUGUCUCACAGACUACCCAAUGCCACCAUGCCUCAAGCCUUUACAUCAGCUCCAGGACCCGGUGUCCUUAUACCACAAAUGCCUCACACAAGAGCCAUGUCUCACAGACUACCCAAUGCCACCAUACCUCAAGCCUUUACAUCAGCUCCAGGACCCGAAGUCUAUUCACUGCAAGAGGAAGAUGGUCAGACUAUCCCCAGCGUAGGCCAGACUCUCAGUAAGUCAGCUGUGUUCAACAACUCAAGCACACCACCCUCAACAUCUUCCCAAUCUAGUUUGGGCUCAUAUCCGACUCAGACUGGGAUAGAUGUCAUCUCAAGGUCUGAGAGUCCAAAGACCCAUGAGGGUCAAGCACCAUCUUAUGGGAUGGAUCACUGGAAUUUUCCCCUCAGUUCUUAUCUGCCCCCCUUCGAAUCCCCUUCUGCAUUCGCCACCCCAUUCACUCACCAUCAGGUCCAGACAUUCCACACAUUGACUGUGCCAUCUAAUGUUAGUUCCGAUCAUGCAUAUAUUUCUAUGUUUAAUCAACCCAGACCAGGUUUGAUGUCACUUGCAUCGAGACCUGCUCAUAUGUCAGAUCAAUCCUUGUUACACUUUUACGGACAGCGUCAAAUGUCCAACAAUCCCAGACCUGGUCAGGUGUCAAAAUCUCCUAGACAAGGUCAAAUAUUCAAAUCCUCCAGAAAGGGGCAAAUUUCAAACUCACCCCAGCCCAGUCCAAUGUCACACUGCCACAGACAAGGUCAAAUAUCAGACUCUAUAGCUACUCUAAACACUCAUAAACUUCCCCUAAAGCAAAUAUUUGUCCAAAACAAGCACAUUUUCCUUCAUAUAGCCAUUCCCAGGCAUCAUCUCAGGAGACAUACAAACUCCCUGUGUUUGGCACUGAAGAAAUGUAUUUCCCAUUUCAUCCGACCAGAGAAUUUGGUCUUGGAGUCUCAGGGAUUUCAACCUUAGAUGAUGCCAACAGCCAGCAGACACCUGCGAUAGGUCGAAGAAUCCCCUCAGAACAGGAUCUCAUUACUUUAAAGGACUUAGUUCCAAGCUGCCAAAGCCAGGGCAGGUCUGCAGAAUGUGAUGUCCUCACUUCAAGGAACUUUGUUCCAAGCUGCCAAAGCCAGGGCAGGUCUGCAGAAUGUGAUGUUCUCACUUCAAGGAACUUUGUUCCAAGCUGCCAAAGCCAGGGCAGGUCUGCAGAAUGUGAUGUCCUCACUUCAAGGAACUUUGUUCCAAGCUGCCAAAGCCAGGGCAGGUAUGCAGAAUGUGAUGUCCUCACUUCAAGGAACUUUGUUCCAAGCUGCCAAAGCCAGGGCAGGUCUGCAGAAUGUGAUGUCCUCACUUCAAGGAACUUAGCUCCAAAUAACCAACGUCAGAGCAGGUCAGCAGAAAGUGAUGUUCUUGCACAAAGCAUCUCUGCAGUUGACCAUCCUGCAUUACCAAAUGUCCUUCCUAAGAAGAGCUCAGCAGAGCAUGAUGUCCCUAAAAAUUAUUGCUCUCCUCAAAGUCAUAUUCUUCCUGAGAUGACAUUAGCAGAACAGCGAACCAGGCCAGAAAGUGAUGUGUUUACCCAAAUGAGUUACACAGAGCUGACCCAGAGCAUGGAUGAGCCGGAUCUUCUACUGCAGUGGAUACUGGAACAUGCUCCUGGACUCCCUGGGGAUCAUAACACCCUUGGACUCCCUGGGGAUCAUGGCACACCUGGAUUCCCUGGGGAUCAUAAGACACCGGGUAUCCCAGGGGAUCAUAACAUCCCUGGACUCGAUGGGGAUCAUAACACCCUUGGACUCCCUGCUGAUCAUGGCACACCU